GGCGCAGGGCGCUGAUUCGGUGAUAGGUGCCAGCAGGGUGCCGCGGCCGCUGUUGGUUGUAGCUGGUAGGACUGCCGCGGUCCCUGCUCCCGGGAAACCGUCCCGGGCCCUCGACCUCCAGCCCCGCGCGGUUGGGGACGGAGACUGAGUGGAAGUGGCUUCGUGGGGUGCCGCUGCGAACUCCCUGUCGGGGUCUCCGGGGCCUGGAUGGUUGAGCGGCUCACCCAGAAAGGCGGUGGAUCACAUUUCCCAGGAUCACACCUACCUGGGAAGAGGAAAGUUUUUCCCACGUUCCAGUAGGAACGAAGUGGCCCCUGAGAAGCCUGGCUCCUCUGCAGCCUGGGCCCAGAUCCUACCGGAGGGAGGUAGCCACUGGGUCUGGGGGACUGGCCGCAGCAGCGUGAAGCAGCAGCAGAGGGGCGGCAGGAUGAAUGUGGGCACAGCACACAGCGAGGUGAACCCUAACACGCGGGUGAUGAACAGUCGUGGUAUCUGGCUGUCCUACGUGCUGGCCAUCGGACUGCUCCAUGUCGUGUUGCUCAGCAUCCCCUUUGUAAGCGUCCCUGUCGUCUGGACCCUCACCAACCUCAUCCACAACAUGGGCAUGUACAUCUUCUUGCACACAGUGAAAGGGACCCCCUUCGAGACUCCGGACCAGGGUAAGGCCAGGUUGCUGACCCACUGGGAGCAGAUGGACUACGGGGUCCAGUUCACGGCCUCCCGGAAGUUCCUGACCAUCACCCCCAUUGUGCUCUACUUUCUCACCAGCUUCUACACCAAGUACGACCAGGUCCACUUCGUGCUCAACACUGCGUCCCUGAUGAGCGUGCUCAUUCCCAAGUUGCCUCAGCUGCAUGGAGUUCGAAUUUUUGGCAUCAAUAAGUACUGAGCGGGCAGGGAGGAAGACGCCCUCGCCACCAUGCUGAAGGCGGAGCUGGGAUGCUGCGGGGCCGAGUGCCCCUGGCCAAGUCCCCUUCACUUCCCCAGUAGCAACUCGGAGUAGCUUGUAGUGGGGUUGGCGGGGGCCCUGGGCUCCCUAACUCUUUCUGAAUUUUUUGAUCUUUUCUUUUUGCCUUUUGAGUAGAGACUCCAUGGGGUGGGCAGGGAAGGGGCUGGGCUCGGGUUGACCGCAGACCCGCUAGUUUGGGCCAGGAGCCCGAGGAAGAGCUUGCACGAUGGUGUCCCCAAAGCACUUUACCCCCUGAGCAGGGAGUGAGGGCUGGUACGCUGCCGGAUGUGUUCCCAGAGGUCUCGGUCUCGGGGUGUGCUCUGAGUUUCUGUACAGAUCGCAGGAAGUGUGUGAUGGUGCCCAGCCCUAGUCUAAUGCCAACCUCUGGCCUGGGUAGGGUGGGAGGGGAGGAGCUGCACCAUCAGGUCCUGAUGGAGGCUGGGAGAGGGAGUGGGUGAGCUGGGGGGAACGAGCUGGGUCUUUGUCUUUGAAGUGGGGGCCACACAGAUGGGUGUGGAGGGGUCGGGUGGGGAGCAGGACCCAGCGUCCUCCUUGGGGUUGUAGGGGCUGUGCUUGGGAGGAUGGUGGACUGGUGGUUGUUCCAGGUGGAAUGGAGGUGGCAGUUGGGCAGGUUUGAGGCUCCUGGGUGGUGGGAGGAGUGUAGACAGGCAGAGGAGGUGGCCUGGGAGCUACCACCCUCUGUGGCGGUGUGAGGGCUGUACAUGGGGGAAGCUGCAGCAGAAAUGAUGGUGGGGGCCCUGCUCAGCCCCACACCCUGUACUCUCCUGGGAACAGGUGCUGGGGCAGGGCUUCUGCAUGGUGCCCACACAGGGUCAGGGAGCCACCCAGCACAGGUCGCUGGGCUGCCAGACCCCUGCCCAAGUAGGGCAUGGCAGAAGCGUCGAGUGGCCCAAAGGAGGAGCCUGAACCUGGGCUGCCUAGGAGCCCCUGUCCGCUGCCUUGUGGCCAGGGCACCUCACUUGUCGGGGCAGGUCCGGGAUGGGAGGACAGUUGCUCGCCCUGGUUUUGUCUCCUGGCCCACCUCACCCCGUGCGUCGUAGGGAACUUCACCUUAAAACCUUUCUAAGCAAAGUGUGAAUAGGAUUUUUACUUCCUUUGUACAGUAUUCUGAGAAACGCAAAUAAAGGACGAUAUGUUCCUGA
Molecule: messenger RNA, 2112 nt
Organism: Cavia porcellus (domestic guinea pig)
Lineage: Eukaryota; Metazoa; Chordata; Mammalia; Rodentia; Caviidae
Gene: Ormdl3
Product: ORMDL sphingolipid biosynthesis regulator 3
Exons: 6
Coding region: 428-889 (153 amino acids)
Biological process (GO): sphingolipid biosynthetic process; ceramide metabolic process; intracellular sphingolipid homeostasis
Cellular component (GO): endoplasmic reticulum membrane
Source: RefSeq, a predicted model, not a curated record